This is a messenger RNA of Dreissena polymorpha, 2166 nucleotides long. RefSeq lists its product as uncharacterized. NCBI's taxonomy places the organism in Eukaryota, Metazoa, Mollusca, Bivalvia, Myida, Dreissenidae. The record is from RefSeq and is a predicted model, not a curated record. Bases 409 to 2166 code for a protein of 585 amino acids. The transcript has 15 exons.
GGAUCAUUGUUUUUUUUAUAUCUCUCAUCAAACCAUCUGUUGAUGGAUUCACCUAGAAUUGACCUGCACAAACACGCCAUCAGUGACAAGAAAGCAAGAAUAAAUCUUAUGGAGGAAUAUAAGGAGAAGACUACCUCUGAAACUAAGAAGGUGGAAGAUAUGAGGCCUGUGCCAUUCAACAACAAUAGCCAAGUAUCGAACAACUCAAACACUAGAAAAUCGGAAAGUGCCUCAAGGCAAGGGAAAGACUCGCCUCAUUUAAGCGAAACGACGACCACCAAGCUAGAAGGCUCCUCCCAGCGAUUGGAUGGAUCAUCGCAGCGUUUUGAUGGAUCCUCGUCCACAGGUCAAGAUUUCAAGUCUGACUAGCCGUUUGCAAGAUCACAGAUUAACACUGUGAAAAAAAACAUGGCUGUGCCAACAAAAAAUGAUCCCCCAAUGCUUGCGGCCAUCAGAAAGUCCCUGUUUGGCCAAGGCACCAUAGGGGAGGAGGGGGAGAACGGAGAGGUGAGCGUGUACAACGUUGAGUUUGAGGCCGAGGAACUGCAGGGGCUUGAAGACGACUUUGGGGAGAUGAACUGCAGUGUCGGUGGGGAAAGUGACGAGGGCAGCCCGGUGAAGACUCCCACUAACUCUACACCGAGGGCUGCGAGGUACAACAAGGUGGCUGCUGGUGCUGUAGGGUCCUCAGUCGAGGAGAUUGUGCUGGACUCCAUUUACCUGCGGCCUGGUACAACGGGGGAAGAGCAGUCUCAGAGGAAGCUCCCCUACCUGAGCAAAGUCAGCCUCUUUGACGGUGGUAGUGGAAGUGGCAGUGAAGUAGACACAGAGGACGAGCUAGAACAGGCCAGAAAGGCUCAGGGAAUGAGACAUGAGGCAGCCGGUCAGGCCUGGCAACAGGGCACAUCUAGACCAGGUUUGGUAGGGGAAGAUAAUCGGUUUCCAAUAACCCAACGCCAGUCUGCGGAAGGUGACGUAGUUAACUCCCCUGUGCCUGGAGAUGGGGGUGGGGGUGGUGAUGGAACCAGUGGAUCUGAUAGUGAGGACACUGGUAGUUCUCGUCGACCAAACCGGAAUGCCCAGAAUUUUCAUGGCAACAGACAAAUGUCCACAUUACAUGGCAACCAGGGUCAGAGAAUACGCCCUAUGGGAGAUGAUUUACUCUCUGAUCUCAGAUUCAGUAGAUUUCCUAGUUUCAAUGGGUCGCAGAAAGAGGUGGACAGUCGCCUCAGUUUGCGCUACCUGACCCCCAUAAGCCCCGUUGAGGACUCUCAGACAGCCGCAAGCUUUGACGUGGAUGAGAUCCUAGGGGCCGAACACGAGUUCGACCCUGGGAACAGGCUCGAGGCCUCAGGCUUCAAUGCCGAUGAUGCAUCUGCUCUGGGUCUCAAGGUCACCCAAGGGUCGAAUCCAUUUGUCCAGAAGUCCAGCUCAUUUGGCUGCUUUGGUCUUGGGUUGGGGCAGGGCCUGGAGGAGGGGUCCCUGGGAAGUGAUGACUCUGCCUUUAGUGUGGAGAUGAUGGGAUCCUUUCCCCGCGAGGACAGGUCUGCUCACGAAGUUGACUGGAGCCUCUUGCAGCCAGGCAGAUCCAGUUCAGGCAUUCUGGGCAGCCAGGAGAUGGACAGAAUGGCACUGGGAAACAGAACUGCUGCAUCUGGGAGUCCUGACAGGAGCAGUGAUAGCCCAUUCCGUCAGUCACAGCUGUUAUCCCGGCCCAACAUGGGCGCCUACCCGUCUACGAGUUACACUGCUCCAUCCCUCCCCACGACCUCUAGGGCGCCCUCAACAGGGCAUGUGGCUAGUCAACACUCCAGUAUGAAUACUUCUGAGAGAGGGGGCAGGACUAGUGGAAGUAGUGACACAUCGGGUCCAGAGUUGAAGAAGAGCCAGGAAAAUGCUGAAUUUACAGUUUCCCAGACAUCAAGUAUUGCUGCCCGCUCAGAUGAUGUGUUUAAGAAGCCAACCAUGCCCCCACCUAAGGCUGCAAACUUCUCAAAAUCUGUGGCUACUCCCAUAAAGGCUGCCAGUACCGAUGUACAAGAUCAGACACUGACCAUGGACUCAUUGACCGCUGAGUCUCCUAAGGCCCUUGAUUUUACCCUGUCCGCUACACUGCUGGGAUUCAAACCUAAUCUGAAUCCAGGGUCAAACAUGGAUUCCGGUUAA